Molecule: messenger RNA, 2041 nt
Organism: Caenorhabditis auriculariae
Lineage: Eukaryota; Metazoa; Nematoda; Chromadorea; Rhabditida; Rhabditidae
Source: the annotation of a GenBank genome assembly
AUGUGUCCAUUUGCUCAAGUUUUCAACUUCCACUUGAGCAGAGAGAAUAUUAUCCGAUGAACUGUCGAAAAAAGGUUGACAAUUAAUACGCAAGACUCGAGCAAAGCUCUCAAGGACAGACAUCUUGCUGGUGAAAAAAAAACUUUCAAAGUCGUUACUAGGGUGGUUCUCGAAUAUUCUAUGACGCAAAAUUGUGCCAUUGUUUCUUUUUUUGAGCUUAAAAACCAAACUUCUUUUCCAAACAAAUUUAUUGAGCCCUUUUUGCAGGCGACAAAUCCUGGAUCGUUCGAGCCGCCAGACUCUGACAUCACUUGGCUUCGCAAUGGAAACACUUUGUACAGCAACGGACAAGUUUCUGUGGGCACAGACCGCACCUGCGCCAAACUCACAGUCGACGGCGACAUCUACACAGCUGGUCGAGUGAUUUGCCCUUCUGACAUCCGACUGAAGGAAGGAAUCGCGGCGAAAGAAGCUCGCGAGGCCCUAGAAAACCUGUGCAAACUUCGCGUGGUCGACUACUUUUACAAGCCCGAAGUUGCCGAAAAAUGGGGCCUUACAGAGGAACAGCGCAAGAGAACUGGUCUCAUUGCUCAAGAGCUGGCUGCUGUUCUGCCGGACGCUGUUCGCGACAUUGGAGACUACCUAACCAUCAAUGAAUCUCGAGUUUUCUACGAGACCGUGCUUGCCACCCAAGAGCUUUGUCGCUUGACGGGCGAUCUAGACACCAAAAUAGACGAGAAAGUCGAAGAAAUCAGCCAGAGACUGGCUCGCUACGCACGUCAUAAGAAAAUGCUCGGUUCAAUGGCUUCAAACUUGAACGGCGAACACAACAACGACUCCAAGAGCUUGAUGUCCUACUCGCGUCUCUCUCUGGCUUCCACCGUGACCUCUGCAAAAAAAGAAAAAAACAAGGAAAAGAAGAGCAAGUCGUUCAUGACCCAGCCUCUCUGCAACUCGAGGCUUACCCAAGGAACCAUCAUCACCUUGGUCGUCGUCAUGGCAGCUUGUUUGAUUUCCAUGUCUGCACUUUACGUCCUCGAUUGGCACAACCGCAACUACGGCUACCAUCACGUGUUCCCUAGCCCUACGAAAGAAGAGCCUGCAAAUAUGGUCCUACCAGCGGGUGAGUUCUAGAUUUUUCAGAUCUGAAGGACCUUCUAAAAAUUCCAGAAAAUCGAAACUUACCGGUGACGCAGCCAGGAGCUCCACCGUUAAUGGCCAAGUGCAGAUCCAAUACCUGUCGAACUUACUGUUGCACUGACAAGCCAAAGCACGAAACUGAAAUAGUCAAGGUUUGAAAAAAAUUUAUUGAAAAAAAUAUAAAGAUAAAUUUUUCUGCUUAAGAGAGAAGCCAAUGGAUCUGGAACCGUAGACGGACUCGAAAAACCAUUUUUCGUUUCGAACGUCAGCAGCUUCACCACUGGUGUCAAAAUUCAAAUUCCGAGCUUCAACAUCACCGUCGACAAUCGCUACUGCAUCCAGAAGAGUUGCAGCCGUCGUCGCGGAAUCUACAAUCUGUACAUUCCGGUCUCUCCGUUCCUACCUGAUGCACCCAUUGAAAUAUUCAUCUCGUUAGUGAAAGCAACAAUUUCUGGUAGUUAUCUGGUAUUCAGGGUGCCCCGGAACAAAAUCAUCAACAACUGCGGCUAUCUCUCCGAGUUCCCGCAUAAAACAUGCCCUCUGAGCUCCAGAGAUCCCACAAGCUAUCCUACUUCUGACCAGGUGAAUUUUUGCCAACUGUGGAUCAAAAAUUACAAAACGAGAAUUUUCUCCAAUUACGACAAUGAAAACAAAUUUGAGUCUUUAGAUAACAAUUUCCUUUUCUCGAAACUCUCUCUAUAAAAGUUCAGAAUCUAACUUUGAAUAUUCGCAGAUCACGGAAGACGUUUACGAGCUCUCGGUGGGCUCUUACCUGCAGUCUGCGUACCGUUUCCGCGUGGCGCUCACGACGGAAGCUUGCUUCGCCAACGAGGAACACCUGCACAGCAGCUUCCAGGAAUACAACCUCAUUUUCUACCGAACUUGCACUACCCAAGAAUAA